GCAUACCUAUCCUCUCACGCAACACCUGUUCUCCCCAUUGUGCCCCCUCUUCCCUUCUCGCUUCUUCCUCCUCCGGACGCCUUUUUCAUCGUCGCCGACCUCCAAGCCAAGCUACUUUUUGAAGCCUGUGCAAGUUGAGCGGUCUGUUGUCACCGAAGGGUCUGUUGGAAUUUACGUGAAGAUCCUCUUUGUAGCUUGAUGACAUCUGAAUUCAUCCAUUUUGCCCGUUUAGUUUCUUGAGUUUUAUCCUAGCGAUUCAGAUAUAACAUUUGGCAUUUGGCAACCCAGUGCGCUUCAUCGUAGAGAGGGUUUUCUUGGUGGUGCUGAACUGGAGGAUUUAUUCACUGCUAGGAAUAAAUGGAGUUAAAUAUGGUACAUGAUGUAUUUGACCGAGUUGCUAAGAAGCAGAAGCUUUUGUCUUCUAGAACUCAAGAACUCAUUGACCAUGUUGGAUGGGAGAUUGAGCAGGCAAAGUUGAAGAUGCAGCCGAUUGAGAGUACUACUGGCUGUACUGAUCCAAAAUCUAUACUGGUUGAUCUGAAGACCAAACUGAAUGAGAUUGCACCACUAAACCAAUUAGAAGGACUCCAGAAGGAGCUGAACUUUGGACUUGGAAAAUAUGUCAAAACACUUGAGAAGUGUUUCAAUUCAGAUAUAUCAAAAGCACAUCGAAAAGUUGACUUUGAUGUCCACAUAGUAAAUCAGAUUAUUGCAACCCACUUCUACCGCCAUGGCAUGUUCAAUAUCGGUGACUGCUUCAUAAGAGAAGCAAACGAGCCAGAAUCUGCAGCCAUUAAAUCUGCUUUCCUGGAGAUGCAUGAAAUAGUCGAGGCUAUGAGGUGUAGGAACCUUGAACCUGCUCUUUGCUGGGCUUCCAAGCAGAGUGAAUGGUUAUUGCACAAUGGUUCUAGUCUUGAACUGAAGCUUCACCAACUGCAGUUUGUAGAGAUACUACAGAACGGAAGCAGAAAUGAGGCUCUCACUUAUGCAAGGACUCGUCUAGCCCCUUUUGCUCCGGUGCACAUGGUCACAUUCCAAAAGUUGAUGGCCUGUCUGUUAUGGGCUGGUAAGAUCCACCAGUCCCCAUACGCUGACUUCAUGUUGCCUAGUCACUGGGAGACCGUAGCUGAGGAGUUCAUGCAACGGUUCUGCAGCCUGCUGGGCCAGUCUUAUCAAAGCCCACUUGGUGUGACAAUAGCAGCAGGCAUUCAAGGGCUGCCGGUGCUGCUGAAGAUAGAAAGUGUGAUGGCUACUAAGAAGCAGGAGUGGCUGACGAUGACAGAGCUCCCUGUUCCAGUGGACCUGGGAAGGGAGUUCCAUUUUCACUCAAUCUUCAUUUGCCCAGUGCUGAAAGAGCAGGGGAGUGAUGAGAACCCUCCGAUGAUGAUUCCAUGUGGGCAUGUGCUCUCCAAGCAGUCGAUAGUGAAGCUCUCCAAGAACAGUACACGAGCUUUCAAGUGUCCUUACUGUCCAUCGGAGGCGACCGUGGCCCAAUCUAGGCAACUUUACUUUUAGGUGUUGGGCAGGCUUCUUGUGGCUGUCGUGCAGCUCGGGUGUAAUCUGCUGUUGUAUCUUGUCUCAGGAUUGGUUGUGCUGUAAUGUGGGGAAAAUGGCUAUGACCUUUUGAUACCUUUGGUUCGAAAUCUCCUGAUAUUUGAUCGAGAUCUUCGGAAAGUUCUGUUCAUCCCGAGAUAUCAUUAUCCUGAUUCUGGAUGUUGUAUA
This is a messenger RNA of Musa acuminata subsp. malaccensis (wild Malaysian banana), 1722 nucleotides long. Its product is annotated as protein RMD5 homolog. Gene Ontology annotation, molecular function: protein binding; ubiquitin protein ligase activity. Lineage: Eukaryota; Viridiplantae; Streptophyta; Magnoliopsida; Zingiberales; Musaceae. Gene Ontology annotation, biological process: proteasome-mediated ubiquitin-dependent protein catabolic process. The record is from RefSeq and is a predicted model, not a curated record. Gene Ontology annotation, cellular component: GID complex; nucleus; cytoplasm.